Sebastes umbrosus (honeycomb rockfish) is the source of this 929-nucleotide messenger RNA. It is a transcript of the gene oard1, whose product is annotated as O-acyl-ADP-ribose deacylase 1. The transcript is spliced from 5 exons. Gene Ontology annotation, biological process: peptidyl-glutamate ADP-deribosylation. Lineage: Eukaryota; Metazoa; Chordata; Actinopteri; Perciformes; Sebastidae. Bases 202 to 783 code for a protein of 193 amino acids. The record is from RefSeq and is a predicted model, not a curated record.
UCUCGUGUUUUCUCGCGAGAGGAUAUACGUGGCUGCUUCAAAACAAAGUGACUAGUCUGCUUUCGCUAUCAAAGAGCAUCCCGAAAAGUACCUUUAUUUAUCAUUAAAACGGCCAUCUGCAGUCAACGGUUUGUAAGUUAUACAAAGACACUUUACUGUCGCAUGAUAAGCUAGCCAGCAAGUCUUCUAGCAGUUGUUUUAAUGAGUGUAACACCGACAUCAACUCACCAAGUGCUCCAAUCACUGUUGACAAUGUCGUCUGAACUGCAGAAACCAGUCCACACUGACGACAUGAAGGCUGCAGAAGACAGCUGGAGACCUGAUUAUGUCACCGGGGACCUGUUCUCGAGCCCUGCGGACGAGGCUCUGGCCCACUGCAUCAGUGAGGACUGCCACAUGGGGGCAGGCAUAGCAGUGCUGUUCAAGAGGAAGUUCAAAGGGGUAGAUGAGUUAAAGGCACAGAAAAAGGUGACAGGAAAGUGUGCUGUAUUGAAAAGAGACAGACGUUUUGUCUACUAUCUGAUCACAAAGCAAAAGUACAGCCAAAAGCCCACCUAUGAGAGUUUGACACAGAGCCUGGAGGACAUGAAGUCCCACUGUGCAGAGAACGGAGUGACAAGAAUAUCAAUACCUCGUAUUGGCUGUGGCCUGGAUAGACUGCGAUGGAACCAAGUGUCGGAGAUACUGGAGCAGGUCUUCAAAGAUUCAAACAUUUCCAUCACAGUCUACAGCCUCCCGAAGAGAGCAGAGACCACGACGAUGAAGGAAAACUGGCGCAGAUGAUUGAUGGAAAAGUUUGUUUAUUGUAAUUAUAAGUAUUCUCACUUUUCUGAAUUAUUCCCACAGUGUGUGGCCACGAUGGUAAUUCAUUGAAACAAAUGUAUAUAGAUUACUUGAAAAUAAAAUUUUCUUUUUUUUGCACAUCACAA